Molecule: messenger RNA, 2628 nt
Organism: Gadus morhua (Atlantic cod)
Lineage: Eukaryota; Metazoa; Chordata; Actinopteri; Gadiformes; Gadidae
Gene: tcf24
Product: transcription factor 24
Exons: 2
Coding region: 1881-2405 (174 amino acids)
Biological process (GO): regulation of transcription by RNA polymerase II; developmental process
Molecular function (GO): DNA-binding transcription factor activity, RNA polymerase II-specific; protein dimerization activity; RNA polymerase II transcription regulatory region sequence-specific DNA binding
Source: RefSeq, a predicted model, not a curated record
UAAUUUGGUAUUAUUGCAUUCGUUAGUAUUUUCUGUUAUUAUUUAUUUGGCGAAUUUAUCUUAGGACAUCCAAGAACAUCCAAAUCCUCCCAAAAGAUGCAAGUAUUCCCUGACGUGUUUGUGAGUGGACGUGAGUGAGUGGAUGACUGAGUGAAUGUGUGUGUGGACGUGUGAGUGGGUGUGUGAGUGGGGUCCACGGGCCCCGUGGGCUCCGGGUCCUGAACGAUGGGGGCUCAUUAGGCCCGAGCUGACUUAACCUUCCCGGGCCGAGCGGGUAAUGAGGGGCCGCUCGGUCACCGCAUCCUUAGGAAAACACGGUUUAUUAAGACCAGUCCGCCGCGCGCCUCUUAUGAAUAAUUCCUUUCAUUAAUUCGCCGACAUCGCGGUGAUUAAUUCAGGAGUCUCCCAAGAAUGUCCUCCACGGCCGCCUGUUGAUUGCACUGUCGGACUUUGUAUUUAUUAGCUGUUUCAACGAGACACCCAGCAAUUAGUCAAACGCUCUGCAGAUCGGCUUACACUGCAGUGCGCUCGACUUAAUUCGGGUUUCCAAAACGCGCCUUGGUAGAAUAAUGUCGGGUGUAUGGGUAAGGUGGGAAGACGCGUCUGAUGCUCGGAAGUAAUGGGACAGUAAUUCUCCAAUUAGUGCUGAUUGAUAGGCAUGUGACAGGAGUGAUGGACUCGGAGUCCUGGCCGAGAGACUGAGCUCUCCUUCAGACCAGAAGGCGACGAGAAAAAAGAAGAGCUCUCGCGAUAAGACGAGGCUCUCUGCAGGGGAGUGGACUACAGGAAGAAUCGGUGAGGGGUGUGGACUACUGGAGGAGAAGGACCCGUCCCGGACUACUGGAGGAGAAGGUCCCGGACUACUGGAGGACUCAGUAAGGGGAGUGGACUACUGGAGGAGAAGGUCACGGACUACUGGAGGACUCAGUAAGGGGAGUGGACUACUGGAGGAGAAGGACCCGUCCCGGACUACUGGAGGACUCAGUGAGGGGAGUUGACUACUGAAGGACUCAGUGAGGGGAGUGGACUAUAACAAGGACCCGGACUACAGGAGGAGAUGGACCCGGACAACUGGAGGACUCAGUGAGGGGAGUGGACUACUGAAGGACUCAGUGAGGGGAGUGGACUACUGAAGGACUCAGUGAGGGGAGUGGAGAUUUGGAGGUGAAGGACUCUCUGUAGGGGAGUGGACUGCGGCGGGUUGAUUAAUCACCGUCUCGUUGCGGUCUCGUGUGUUCAAUACCCGCGAGGCUCUAGAGAUCUGGACACUCAGGUGAGGUCCGCGGGCAGAAGGGGCGCCGCGCGCUCACCUUUCCUCGCGCUCUUUAUAAGGAUGAGGCGGAGGUCCUCUUCGGCAUUUAGCAGACCACCCUGUCCUCCGCCGGGGCGUCUGGAUGGUUUCGCUCCGGGAAGGGGUCUUGAAGGGUAGAGUCUUGGAGCUCAUCAGACCGGCUCGAGUUAAGUCUGCGUUGAUUUCUUACAAGUUGGAGAUGUUGGGAUUCUACGGAUCUUCGUGAACUCGGAUCUUUUUGGGCUUUUCAACGAGAAAUGGAGAUCGGUGGAUUGUGUUGAAUUGGCUUGAACUUUAUUAUGCGUUUUCCAACAAAGACAGAAAACACUCCACAAACUAUAUUUUAAUCAUAUAAUUAACAGAACGUACAAAGUGUCUUUAAUUAACGACAUAUAGGCUGACAUCAGAUCCUGCUGCACCCGGAACAUCAAGAACAACUAAACAAACUCUGACCUCCUCCACCCUGGGUCCAGCUCCACUAAACUAACCCCCUCCACCGCGAGUCCAGCUCCACUAGACUACCCCGGUUCUCCUGAACCUCCUAUAGGUCGAUCAUCUCUCUCGAUGGUCCAGCGACCAAGCGGCCAGGAUGGAGAGUAGCAGAGACCCCGCGGUGUCGCUGAUGGACGACAGCCCUCCGUCCAGCCCGGGCUCCAGCCCCAGCCCGGACGGCCGGCGCCGGGACCCCCAGAGCCGGUCCUCUCGGGCGGGACAGAGCGUGCCCAGCCCCGGCGGGUUCCCGGGGAGGGGGCGGCCCGCGGCGGCCAACGCGGCCCGGGAGAGGAGCCGGGUUCAGACGCUGAGGCACGCCUUUCUGGAGCUGCAGAGGACGCUGCCCUCGGUGCCCCCGGACACCAAGCUGUCCAAGCUGGACGUUUUGAUCCUGGCCACCACCUACAUCGCCCACCUGACCCGCACCCUGCAGGAGGAGGGCGAGGGGGAGAGCGGCAAGCAGGUCGAGGCGCUGCACUCGCUGAAGGGGGAUGGAUACCUGCACCCGGUGAAGAAGUGGCCCAUGCGCUCCAGGCUGUACGUGGGCGCGAGCGGACAGUUCCUCCACAGCUCCAAGCGCUCCGAGGCGGAGAACCAGGGCCCCUCGUCCUCCACGUCCUAGAACCAGGACCCCUCGGAGAACCAGGGGCCACUCACAGAACCAGGGCCCCCCGUCCUCCAGUCCUAGCGGGGUUACUGUUAUCACCUCCCAGCGCGCGAGGAACACGGACAAAUACUGCAUGGCAUUUCAAUUUCAGACUCCAAGUCAUGUUUAUAGCAAGACGUUGUAAAUUAAUAUAUAAUGUAUGUAGGCCAAUGGUUUAUUUUUUAUAUAAUGAUAAUAA